AUGGACAAGUUCUUCCUGCUGGAGCUCCCCAUUCUGCUCUGCUGCUUUAGGGUACUGUCUGGGUCAUUUUUAGACAGAGGUAAUGCAGUCAUCAAUAUUGUUCAGUGUAGGAUGUGUCACCUCCAGUUCCCAGGAGAAAAGUGUUACAAAGGAAGAGGAACAUGUAUUGCAACAACAGACGAGGCCUGCGCAGUUGGGAGAAUCUUUAAAAAGGAUGGGACUCCCUGGUUGACCUUCCUGGGCUGCAUAAAGAACUGUGCUGAUGUGAAAAACAUGAGGUGGGAUGUCUAUGUGGUGAACUUGAGCUGCUGCAGGAGCUCUGAUCUGUGCAAUGAGAAGCUCUAAAAGUGGCUGCUCCCUCUGUGGGUCUG
Molecule: messenger RNA, 371 nt
Organism: Galeopterus variegatus (Sunda flying lemur)
Lineage: Eukaryota; Metazoa; Chordata; Mammalia; Dermoptera; Cynocephalidae
Gene: PATE1
Product: prostate and testis expressed 1
Exons: 4
Coding region: 1-345 (114 amino acids)
Source: RefSeq, a predicted model, not a curated record